AUGUCGGCGGUGUCUAUCUACCCCAUGUGUGUCCGGGCGAGCCGGGGCCUCCUUAGGUUGGGCAACGGAAUUAGAGGUGGUUCAACCCCCGCUGUGUUGGACUUGAUUCGAACACUUUCUGCAGAUCGCCCCGCAGGAGGGGAGAGUAGUGGCACUGGUGGAUUAGCUCAAGCGAUACUUCAAGAAAGGCUACUACAGCAGCAAAAGAGUCAGGGACAGCCUCCUCCAGAGGGUGAGGGAGAUGGAGACCCUGACAAGAAGCAACAGGACCAGUCCGAGGAUAAAAAACAGAAGGAGAACACAGCCUAUGCCAAAAAAGUGGUGCUGAGGCUUGCUGGGCUCAUGGGGCUCGGAAGUGCGGUCGGGAUGGUGUACAUAUUUGGUAGCAAUUCAGUCGAUGAACAAGGAAACAAGAUUCCAGAUGAGUUUGAUAGUGACGUUCCAGUUAUCCAGCAGCUAAAGAGGACCUUCAAAUAUUUCCAAGACUACAGGCAGAUGAUCAUAGAGCCCACAAGCCCCAAACUUCUUCCAGACCCACUGAAGGAACCCUACUACCAGCCCCCCUACACCCUGGUCCUGGAACUGACCGACGUCCUGUUACAUCCAGAGUGGUCGUUGGCGACAGGCUGGCGCUUUAAAAAGAGGCCUGGCAUAGAGUACCUGUUCCAGCAGCUGGCGCCGCUGUACGAGAUCGUCAUCUUCACAGCCGAGACGGGCAUGACGGCCUACCCUCUAAUUGACAGCAUCGAUCCCCAAGGGUUUGUCAUGUACCGCCUUUUCAGGGACGCAACCCGCUACAUGGAAGGACACCACGUCAAGGACGUGUCCUGUCUGAACCGGGACACCUCCAAGGUGAUUGUGGUGGACUGCAAACGCGAGGCCUUCAGCCUGCAGCCCUUCAACGGCAUGGCGCUGCGCAAAUGGGACGGCAACUCUGAGGACCGGACUCUGUAUGACCUGGCCACCUUCCUCAAGACCAUUGCCGUCAGCGGAGUGGAGGAUGUGCGCACUGUCCUAGAAAACUAUGCCCACGAAGAGGACCCCAUUGAAGCCUUCAAACGCAGACAAGCACAGCUGGCAGAGGAAGAGGAACAACGGCUAGCGGAGCUCUCCAAGCAGAAGAAGCAGAGUCUAUCCCUGGGUUCGAUCGCCAGCCGGUUCUGGUCCCGCUCCAAGCAGCAGUGAACCGCCCUCGCACUUGUGCCACCAAUCGCAGCCCCUCUUCUCCAGGCACUCUGCGAAUGGGACGGCUUUGGGUGGGGGUAGAGGACGGGAAGGGCAAGAGAUUGUGUUUGUUUUGGUGGGGGGGGGGGGUGGGGGGGGUAUAACCGUCCAAUCUACUCCCAGCACGAUGGGAGUGUCACAGCAGCUUGGGGGGGCGGGGCAUGGCUCCAGAAAACAUCCAGUGCAUCUGCAGUGGCGAAGGCACGUCUGGGAGAUUUUUAAAAAAGAAAAGGCCCAUGGGCAUGAGGAGUGGCCUGUGCUCAUGUUUGUUCUGUUCGUUGUCUGUUUGCAAACAUUUUCAUCAACUUCUGUGAUGGUGGAAGGGGGAGGGGUGGGUGGGGGUCUCCCUUUCAUCCGCUAAACUGUGACCUUACAGACAGAGCACUCUCAACUGUAGACUCUUUCAGCAGCCCAACGCACUUGGUCUGGACUUGGGGCAUCCACUGGUGGGAAGAGCUAAGGACUCCUGGUGACUCUUUGCUCAACAAAUUUCCAGUGCUCCUUGCUUUUUUUUUUUUUUUUUUGGCAAGCCAAUAACCAAGAAUACAGUAGGAAAGGAGCAGCGGUUUAAUAAUGUGUACUCAGAAACUUUCAUCUUCCAUCCCCUCCACCGGAGGAGAAUCCACCGCUUCGGUGAGCCCACUUCCCUCCCGGGAGGAUGGACGUGCUGCAUCCUUGGCGAUGGGUCGCUCAAGGGUUACAUCCUGAAGAAACCGAGCUGACGGAGGAGAGACUGCACUGGCGCCAUCUCUGAAUGAACUUUAAAUGGCCCCCACUGUGGUUUGGUUUCCUUGUCAAAUGUCCAGUGAAAUGCGAUCGAUGUGAACCAUCAUAGACUCCACAAUAAAUGACCGCUACAUAUUACCAACU
Molecule: messenger RNA, 2094 nt
Organism: Anguilla anguilla (European eel)
Lineage: Eukaryota; Metazoa; Chordata; Actinopteri; Anguilliformes; Anguillidae
Gene: timm50
Product: translocase of inner mitochondrial membrane 50 homolog (S. cerevisiae)
Exons: 11
Coding region: 1-1185 (394 amino acids)
Molecular function (GO): phosphoprotein phosphatase activity
Source: RefSeq, a predicted model, not a curated record